Molecule: messenger RNA, 3462 nt
Organism: Vespula pensylvanica (western yellowjacket)
Lineage: Eukaryota; Metazoa; Arthropoda; Insecta; Hymenoptera; Vespidae
Product: ubiquitin-conjugating enzyme E2 N
Exons: 3
Coding region: 514-969 (151 amino acids)
Source: RefSeq, a predicted model, not a curated record
AAGAGUCCAAGCUCCGCCGUAGAAUGAAUUUGGUUUCCCUGAUUAGCAACGCUUCAUCGAGGCAUAACCACGGUAUAUCGCGGGGGGUUGGUUAUACACGCACGCACGGCUGGUAAAAAGACCGAAGCCGAUUUUUCGGUCGGCCGGGAAGCCGACGUCACGACGGGAAAAUAAAAUCUCUCAUCGAUAGAAGAAACGAAGAGAACAAAGUUAUAAAUCUUAAUCGUAAAGAAAUAAGAGAAGGAGAGAAAGAGAGAGAGAGAGAGAGAGAUAAAAUAUCUCAUUUUAAAGAGAGUCUUCUAGAAGAAAAAAAGAAGAAGAAGAAGAAGAAGAAGAAGAAGUAAUAGAAGAAGAAGAAGAGGUGGAGGAGGAGGAGGAGGAAGAAGAGGAAGAAGAAGAAGAAAAAGAAGAAAAAGAAGAAGAACAGAGACCGGGAGGAGGCGAACGAAACUGCCAGAUUUGCAGGACCGACGCGUAUAUAUUUACGGAAAAUAAGGAUCAAUUUUGUAAAAUAUGGCUGCAUUACCACGAAGAAUUAUCAAAGAGACUCAAAGAUUAAUGCAAGAACCUGUUCCUGGUAUAAGCGCCGUUCCAGAUGACACAAACGCUAGAUAUUUUCAUGUCAUUGUAACGGGACCUGAAGACUCGCCGUUUGAAGGUGGUUUGUUUAAACUCGAGUUGUUCCUACCAGAAGAUUAUCCAAUGUCUGCCCCUAAAGUGAGAUUUAUAACCAAAAUUUAUCAUCCAAAUAUCGAUAGAUUAGGCAGAAUUUGUCUAGACAUCUUAAAGGAUAAGUGGAGCCCUGCUUUACAAAUUAGAACGGUUCUUCUGUCAAUACAAGCACUUUUGAGUGCACCAAAUCCAGAUGAUCCUUUGGCAAAUGAUGUAGCUGAACUUUGGAAAGUUAAUGAAAGUGAAGCGAUACGUAAUGCCAAAGAAUGGACCCGGAGAUACGCAAUGGACAACUGAUCUCAGCUUUGUCAAAUCAUUCGCAACACAAAGCAACGUUACCCCUUUUGUCCCAGUUUAUUCGUCACCUUACCCGCACUAGCUGCAUAUCCUGCACCUGUGUCCACGAUUUUGCUAUAAAACCAAUAAAAGUUUUGUAAGAGUAAAUAGAAUGGAACUGUAUUUUCUAUAUUGUGGGAAAUACAAAAACAUCUUAUUUAGAUUUCUUUAAAAAUUCAUUUAGCAAACUCGUAUGAUUUUUUCCAUUAUAAUAUUACGUAUUUAUAAAAAUCUUCUUCGAUUAAAAAAAAGAAAGCAUAUUAAAAAAUAUUAAUAGCACACGCUGUUUAUUUCGGUGUGCAAUUUUGAAUAAACUUGAGCAAGAGACAAGUAUGCUAUAUUAUACUAAUUUACUAAAUGAUUACGAGAUAUUUUGUGCAAUGCAUAAUUAACAUGCAUUAUGGCUGAUGAUUUUACUAAGCUACUAAAAAUGUGCUAGAAUCCAUUAAGUUAUAUUAUGCAAUACAUAAUUCUUUAUCGAAUCCUUUUCAUUCUACUAACUAAAUAUCACCUGGGAUUGUUAUGUGGGUACAUAUAUUUAUGCAUAAUACAAGAAGAUAAAUAUUAUCCUUAUUACUGUAUUUAAAAACAAUAAUAUUUAUUUAUCGAUUAAUCCAUAUAGAAAUUUUAAGGUAACAAAACUACAAACUUCUGCAGAAAUUAACCUUUCUAAUGUAAUUAACUAUUGUACAAGUAAUUAUUUAUGACUGCAAAAAAUGGUAUGAAAAAAUUAAUAUAAUUUAACAUUAUAUAUGAAAAAUCCAAAAGUUAUAUUCUCUAAGAAAAGUAAAAAAUACAUUUUUUAUUAUUUGAACUAAAAUACCUUCGAAUGCUAAUUAAUUAAUUAUAGGCUGAAAAAAAAAACUAAGAACAUAAAUUAUUUUGUAAUUCUCUUUUGAAACAGCAUAUUUACUUUCGUUUGAAUUAGACAUAGACGACUGAAAAUACGAGAUAAAUAUUUACGUCUCACUAAAAGCUUGCACUACCUCAAUAGAAAAUUGGGUUCGAUGUAAAAUUUGAUUAGUAUUGUGAGAAGAAUAUAAUACUCUUAAAAAAGAAAAAAAAAACAAACAAAAUAUAUAUUAUUAUGCAACUGAGCAUACAAAGAAUUCACGCGUAAAUAAUAUUUUCAUCGGAAAAUUGUAUACACAUUUCUGUAUACUGAUUUAGCGUUUGUGUUCCGCAAAAGAAAUAAUACAAUUUAAGCUUCCUAACAUGGCACUUGGGUCUGUAUGUGUAAAUUCAACUUCCAAAUAGUUAUACAUAAUUACUAAAAUAUAUAUAUAUAUAUAUAUUUACUUUCGAGUAUCUUGCAACACUAGAAAAUACUUAAUAUGAUUGUGGUUUGAUUAAUUGAAUAUAUAAAUUGUGAUAAGUUAUAAAAUAACCCAUAUCAAUUGUGUAAUGUUUCAAACACUUCCAUGUCAGAAAAUACAAGAAUUAUAUAUGGGGGGGGAAAAAAAAAAAAAACAAAAAAAGAAAGAAAAACAAAACAAAAAAGGUAUACAAUAUUUGCAUGUGUUUGAUUAUCAAAAGCUUACAUAAUAUUAAAAAUUUACAUAUAUAUGAAAGCUUGAUAAUGCAUUAAGAGAAAUGUAAUUUCAAAUGAUUAAGCUAACCAAAAUUUGCUAUUAUGUUUUAUUAACAAAGCUAUGUUUUAUUAAUAUAAUGCACGUAUAUGUAUAUUUUUUUCUUUUCUUCUUUUUUUUUUUUUUUUUCUUCAAACAAGAAUAAUCAAUAUUGUCAGUGCAUUAGCUUUUUAUGUGUUUUAUCAUAUCAGCAAAGUUAUAAUAAUAGUAAUAAUAAUAAUAAUAAUAAUAAUAAUAAAAAAAUAUUAUUUAGUAUUUUUAAAGAUGACAAAAACUGGAUUAGUAGGGGGUGUUGAGAAAUACUCCCGAAGUAAUUGUAUACUUAAAAGCGCAUUGCUUUGGAAGUGGUAAAUAUCUUUAUAAUAUAUAUAUAUAUAUAUAUAUAUAUAUAUAUAUACAUUCAAUUUACUUAUAAAAAAAAAUAAAAUAAAAUAAAAUAGUUCACAUAAUGUAGUGUCACGCGUAUGUGACAUAAUCGUUAAUCCUUUUUGACCAUAUGUACACGUAAAAUCUAUAAAUAAUUAUUCUUUUAUCAGAGUCAAGCCAUAUACAAUAUUAAUUUUUAUUGUGCAUUGUCAAGUUGACGAAUUUAUAUUAAGGAAGCAAAUGCAUUAAAAUAUAUAUACGUACAUAUAUAUAUAUAUGUAUGUAUAUGUAUAUAUAUAUAUAUAUAUAUAUAUAUGUGUGUGUGUGUGUGGGUGUGAAAAGAAAUGCAGCCAGUCAGUCGAAUAUGCUAUUAGAAAAAAAAUUUGAAAUAAUUUUUAAAACGUCUAAUAAUUCAAAAGUUCUCACUCUGCUUUGAGAAAAACUUCAAUAAUUAAUAUGUAAUAUCGUUUAAAAAUAAGGCGAUAUUUGCAGAUAGAUA